ACCGCGCGUGCGCAGAGUGCAACCUAGUCCUGUGCGGGGAGGCAGCGGCGGCGGCGGCACGAUGCCCCGCGACAACAUGGCCUCGCUGAUCCAGCGGGUGGCCCGGCAGGCCCGCCUCACCUUCCGCCCGCUGGGCGGCGGCAACAACAACGGGCCGUGCUUCGCGGAGAACCUGCAGAGCCUCCAGCAGCUAUUGGACAAGGUGCGGGCCGAAGACCUGCGCUUGGUGGCCCGCGGUCCGUCGGCGGUGCCGGGCGCCGUGCAGCCCCCUGCCAGCUACAUGCACAUCUGCGAGACGGAGAGCUUCAGCAUGGGCGUCUUCGUGCUGCGCGCUGGCGCCUGCAUCCCCCUCCACGACCACCCGGGCAUGCACGGGCUGCUCAAGGUGCUCUACGGCACGCUGCGCAUCGCCUGCUUCGACGCGGCGGGGGGAGACGGAGGAGGCGACGGCGAGGGAAGUAGCAGCGGCAGCAGCGCCGCUUCUACCACCGGGUCGUCGACGGCGCCUUCGCCGAAACCCUCCUCAACCUCCCCGCGCCGCUACCGCGCCCUGCUGCGCUCGCACCAGCUCUACACGCCCGCCUCGGCUCCCUGCCGCCUCUCGCCGCACACCGACAACCUCCACCGCAUCGACGCCGUCGGCGGCCCCGCCGCUUUCCUCGACAUCCUUGCGCCGCCCUACGACCCCGAGCACGGACGGGACUGCCACUAUUACUGCCUGGGCGACGGGUUGAGCCUCACCCCCGACGCCGAGCACCAAGGGCUGCCCAAGGAGGUGUGGCUGCACGAAACCCCGCAGGCGCCCGAUUUCUGGUGCGGGGCGGAGCCCUACCCGGGGCCCCGGGUCUCUCCUUGAAGCAGAGGCUGGCCUGGGCCUGCCAUCCUUCUCCGCUGAAAUGGCCGACCAGAGCCAUCCUUCUCUUCCGGAGGGAUGCUGCUCAGGGGGAGAGGCCUGCCCUGCCCAGGUUCUGGCCCCAUGCCCCUUCGCUGGUUGCUGCACUGGAGACCUUCUAAAGCCAUAGUUAAUCCUGACUUUCCCCUGACCAGAUGCUUAUCUGAGUAAUAGUAAUAGGAGCAACCCAUGUGGGGUACUUCCCAGCAGAAGGCCAGCAUUCCUCCAGAGCAUUGCCAUGCGUCAGGAAACAGGCCUGUGCACACAGCCUCAUGAGAUUUUAAGUUCUCCAUCAGGGCUUUGAGAGCAUUGAGAAGCACAAGCCACAGGUCCUGAAACAACGCACUGCUGUUGACAUACGGAAUUGAAGUGAAAGCACGGUCUGCCCAACAUGUUGCAUUUCAAAUGGUGCAUGUGCAAGGCGCAGCAGCCAACUGAUGCUCAGCAUAGGAACCGAGAACACAAGUUGAUCCCUGUCUUUCGAGGCCAAUAGUGUCAGGCGCUUUGUGGCAGAUGCACCUCAGCUGCAUGGAGCUGGGAGAAGCGUCGUCAAUUCAGGACAUGGCUUGCAUCCCAUUUCUUGUCCUUGCAGGGAAACUACAAAACAGUCCGGUUCUGUGGGUGCAAAGCCGUUGGGUGCUGCCAUAUUUAUUUCUACUAAAUGAUGUGAAGAUAUGGGAAAGUAAUAACAUUUCAGGCACCAAGAUGGUAUUUAGUUUAAUUUAGAAGAACACUUUGAACCUUCACUUUCCCCCUUUGCUACAGCUAAAAAGUUAAAGGCAAUAAGAAUUCCGAGGCCCUCUGAAAAGAGCAGAUACUUGCCUAGCACUUCUUGCAUCUGUUUAGUAGAAUUCCAAGAUGGGAUUGGAGGACAGGGAGAUUUAUGCAGAAGAUGAUACCAAAUGGGCCGGAGCAGGACAGUAUACUUUGAAUUAACACUAUUGGUUGUAUUGUUGAAGUUAAGGUUUAAUUCUGCAUUACAGAUGCUGUUGGGUUGGACAUGAUUCUGUCAGAAAUAUUACAUCUGUGUUAAGAAUGUGUUUUAGUUAUUAAAAAUGAUAAUUCCUA
This is a messenger RNA of Heteronotia binoei (common prickly gecko), 1960 nucleotides long. It is a transcript of the gene ADO, whose product is annotated as 2-aminoethanethiol dioxygenase. Gene Ontology annotation, cellular component: mitochondrion. Lineage: Eukaryota; Metazoa; Chordata; Lepidosauria; Squamata; Gekkonidae. The transcript has a single exon. The record is from RefSeq and is a predicted model, not a curated record. Gene Ontology annotation, molecular function: oxidoreductase activity, acting on single donors with incorporation of molecular oxygen, incorporation of two atoms of oxygen. The coding region runs from base 62 to 856 and encodes 264 amino acids.